Molecule: messenger RNA, 4081 nt
Organism: Girardinichthys multiradiatus
Lineage: Eukaryota; Metazoa; Chordata; Actinopteri; Cyprinodontiformes; Goodeidae
Gene: recql
Product: RecQ helicase-like
Exons: 17
Coding region: 549-3107 (852 amino acids)
Biological process (GO): double-strand break repair via homologous recombination; DNA replication
Cellular component (GO): chromosome; cytoplasm
Molecular function (GO): four-way junction helicase activity; 3'-5' DNA helicase activity; nucleic acid binding
Source: RefSeq, a predicted model, not a curated record
AGCAGAUAAAAUUCAGGGGUGAAAUUUCCCUUUUCAGCUCUUUUGCUUUUUCCGGUGCAUUCAAUCUUGCUGCUGUAGCAACGCAGAAGUGGAUGUUGCUACAAAACGAGUAAAUGCACUGAGGUUUUGGACUUUUCUUUGCUCUCAGAACGAAGUAAGUGAGCCAUUCUAAGCCAAGCUUCAGCUUAUAUUUUAUACGAGGAGAAUAGCUAGUUUUUCCUGUUGAUUUUCUGAACAAACCAUCAUCAUUAUCCCACCCAAACAAACUCGUCCGUGUCUGAGUGGAGGCUGGCUUGACCCCACUCAGCAUGUGCAGUCUCUGAAACUGGGACAGGUAGAGCUCUAUUUACAUGGAAGCAAAGGUUUUCCACUCUUCGCAGUCUAAACGGAACCAAAAUAAGGCAGAGUAAACUUAAAAACUGUUUACCACAGCACUUCAAUCAGGUUGAGGUCUGGACUUGGACUGGACCAUAUCAACACCUUCAUGUUUUGUUGCCGUACUCUUGCAGAUUUCCUGCGGGAUUGAAGAUUGAAACACUCGUGGAAAGAUGGAUGUUGGUGUUGGAACUAAAGCGGGGAUAUUUAGGUGUACCAGCAGCAAAGAGAAAGACAGGCAUGCAGAUACACACAAAGAUGUGCAGGCAGAGCUUGACUCUGUGGAGGCUGAGCUGGAGUUGGUGGAGCUUCAGAUCACAGAGCUCCUGGAUAAGCAGGCCCAACUGACUUCUCAGAAGAAUGCACUGCUGCUACAGCUGGAGGAGGCCUGCGGCACUGUCAGACCAUCAUCCUCAAAGUCCUUAGGCCCUGAGCCAAUGAUGAGCAAGCAGGAGCUGCAGCAGUAUGAUGGCACAGAUUUUCCUUGGUCCAAAGACGUGGAACAGCAUCUGAAGAACUCCUUUCAUCUCUCCAAGUUCAGACCACUGCAGCUUAGAGCCAUCAAUCUAACAAUGGCAGGCAAGGAUCUGUUUCUUGUCAUGCCUACAGGAAGAGGAAAAAGUCUCUGCUUCCAGCUGCCUGCAGUCUGCUCCAAGGGCUUCACAUUGGUUAUCACACCUCUUGUGUCUCUGAUGGAGGAUCAGAUCAUGUACCUGAAGUCUAUUGAUAUUUCGGCAGUCAUGCUGAAUGCGUCGAGCAGUAAGGAGCAUGCCAAGCUUGUUAUGGCUGGAAUGAUGGAUCCGAAAGCCCCUUUCAAGCUGGUAUAUGUAACUCCAGAGAAGAUUGCCAAGAGCAAGCUGCUGAUGUCUCGCCUGGAGAAAGCCUAUAACGCUAAGCUGCUGAGUCGUAUAGCUGUGGAUGAGGUACACUGCUGUAGCCAGUGGGGACAUGACUUCAGACCAGAUUAUAAACUCCUGGGCAUCUUAAAGAGGCAGUUUCCCAUGGUGCCACUCUUUGGGCUCACAGCCACAGCAACUAGCAGCGUCCUCAAGGACUGUGAGAAGAUCCUGUGUGUGCAGCAGCCAGUCACAAUCACUUCUUCUUUUAAUCGAACUAAUCUCUAUUAUGAGGUUCGCAUUAAAGACUCUAACAAUGAUGCUUUAAUGAGUGACAUUACAUCUCUAAUUAAAGGCAAAUACAAGGACCAGUCAGGUAUUGUGUACGUGUUCUCUCAGAAGGAUGCUGAGAUGGUAUCGUCUGAACUCAAGAAAAGAGACAUCUCAGCAUAUCCCUAUCACGCCAACAUGGACCCGGAAGAAAAGUCUAAGGUUCACCGCAGAUGGACUUCUAACAAAAUCCAGGUUGUGGUAGCCACAGUGGCGUUUGGCAUGGGCAUUGACAAACCAGAUGUCAGGUUUGUUAUCCACCACACUAUCAGCAAGUCCAUCGAGAACUACUACCAAGAGAGUGGGCGUGCAGGUCGAGAUGAUCUUUCAGCAGACUGCAUCGUCUAUUUUGGCUUUCCUGAUGUCUUUAGGAUCAGUACCAUGGUGGUCAUGGAGAAUGUUGGCCACCAAAAGCUGCUGCAAAUGGUUGCCUACUGUCAGAAUGUUGAUAGGUGUCGACGCUCUCUCAUGGCUGUUCACUUUGACGAGGUGUGGGACGAUGAAGGAUGCAACCAAAUGUGUGACACAUGUUGCAAUGCAAAAGGCUAUGCUAGUGUGGACAUUACUCAGCAUGCAAGGCAAGUGGUGCUAAUUGUUGAGCAAGCAGGGUCCAUGGAUGAAAAAGUGACUCCGCUAAAGCUGGUGGAGACAUGGAUGGGCAGGGGCCCAGCCAAGCUCAGGAAGAUGAUCCAGACCACUACUCUGUCUCGGCUGCAGGCUGAAGCUGUAAUAAUCUCCUUGCUUCUCCAGGGGUACCUCAGAGAGGAUUACAGCUUCACUCCAUAUGCCACCUACUUCUAUGUGAAGCUCGGCCGCAAAGCUCCUCUCCUAAAGAAGGAGACUCACACAAUCAACAUGAACAUGUGGAAAGCUGAAGCUGGACCUUCUGCGAAAACAUCAGCCAUUGAAGUCGGUGAGGCGGUGGUCUGUAUGAGCCUUGAUCCCACUGUCCUUAAGAACAGAAGUCCCCCACAAACGAAACAGAAACUAAUGAAGGAACAGAGGAAACACAACCUGAAACCAACCAGACAGCCAGAGGGAGCACAAAACCAACCUUCUCACGGACAGGGAGAGGAAGAAAAAGAUAAGAGGAGGCCGUUCAUGUCCCAAAAUGUAGUUAAUGUUGAUGUAGAAAUUCAUAGAGUACACAAAGUGGAUGUAAGCGAUGGGCCAAAGUUGAUUCAAAAUAAAUUUGUUUCCAAGCAAACCGUAGGUACAUCUUGGAGAUCGAGGAGAAAACGUUGUAGUAACAUCAGAGCAGCAGAUCCAAGCUUUCCAAGGGAGAGCCCUGUCCUCACUGUGUCCAGCUCUCCUUCCCAGGGUUCAGUCAUAUCUGAAACAGCAGCUGAGGAGCUCUGUGAUCUCAGGAACUACUACAGCAAACAGCUCAAGAGAAUAAACUACAUUUCCCAUGAGCACCUGGGGGCCCCUCUUGAGCCAGGGGUCCUGUCAUGUAUCAGGGAGCCUCUGAGGGGCCUCCGUCUGCCCCAGCGGGUCACAAUUGCCCAGACAGCCAGGAGUUUGUGGACACGCGUCAGCGGCAGGAGAAAACUGGUCCGUCACUGACCUUAGUACUUAGUGUUUCAGCUUUGUUGCCACUUACUGAUAAAAACACUCCACAUCUAGUCUGACAACAGGUUUCACCUGAGGUGCAGAUGUAAGAAAAGCAUUUCUACAUUUUUUUUGUUUUUUUUGUUAAAAGGUUAAAAUGAUACUAUCAAAGGAAACAACCCCUGCAUAUCAGCUAAGACAGAAUUGAAGAACAUUUAACUUUAGUGUCCUUUAGUAUGUAGACCACAUCCUAAUAUGUUCACCCUGGAGAGAAGCUGCUGUAGACUAAAUGAGCUGAAAAUCACACAGCUUCUGUAUCUUUAGGUUUAUUGUUCCUUUUGUUUCCAAAUUGAUUUGUAUCUGUGUGUUAUUAAAAAAGCAGAACUUUUCACUGAUGUAAUAAAGAUGAAAGGAAACUGAAAGAAAUAUUUUCUUUACACAGGUUUAAGCAGUUUUGUAUAGAUAAAAAAAACAUUGAAUUUUAGGGAUGGAAUUGCUGAUGAAGAUAGUUUCCUCACAUACCACUGAAUAAGAAAGGCCUUUAGGUGAAACAACACAGUAUAAACAUAGCAAUUCUCAACUGUUGUAAUUUUCUGAUAGGAUACAUUUUGAUAUAGUUAAUUAACUUCUGAAUUUGGAUUUCCAGCUGAACUUGAACAUUCAUCAUUCUACUUGCUUCAUUAUGUGGAGGUGCAUUUCUGCCACCUUAAAGGAAAAAUAAACCGUCACAGAGUAUAGUUUUGAAAGUUAUUAGCACCAUCUUCAUAUUUUAUAAAUCAGUCUGUUCAGACACUUUUAUACAGUUUUAUGAGCUGUAUUGUAAAUGCAGGUUUGUACUGUUAUACUAGGUAACAUGGAGAUUAUUUUUAUUUUGUUAAGAACUCAACAUAAUGUUUAAUAUUAUUAUGAGUCAGUCUUCUCGUUGUUUUCUCAAUUGACUGUUUGGUUUUUAAAAAUUCUGAAUAAAGUGAAAUGUGCCAUCACAGUUA